CCGUCCACAGACACGUGGGGGGGUUGUUUCACUGUCUCAUUCGGUCGGUGGUUACACCGCAGAGAGAAAGUUUCUAUCCACCAGCAUCAUUCGUCUCCUGCGUUGUCCAGAUAAAGUCAUGGUUGUAGUGAGAUUCUAUAGGAAGGAGCUGGAGAGGGGGCGGGUCUUACGGCAAGCAGCCCUUCAGCAUCCUGACCUGUCAAUCAUCAUGGAGCUGUGUUACAACGUGGAGCUGACAGGGCCAGGAGACCUGUGCCCAGAGCAGAGGGAGGUGCUGCAGUGGCUGUUCCGCCCCCCCCUGCAGACAGAACAGCUGUCGGACCAGCCUCACCUGGUGGGGGGGCGAGGAGGGAGGCUUGUCGAAAUUGGACCCAGGCUGAACUUCUCCACUGCGUGGUCCACCAACGCCGUGUCCAUCUGUCGGAGCGCCGGCCUGAGUGCCGUGUCCAGGGUGGAGCUGUCCCGCCGCCUGCUGUUCACGCUCACACAGGACCCUCCACAAGCACCCAGGGAGAACCCUCCAGAACCCAGGGAGAACCCUCCACAACCCAGGGAGAACCCUCCACAACCCAGGGAGAACCCUCCAGAAGCCAGGGAGAACCCUCCACAAGCACCCAGGGAGAACCCUCCACAACCACCCAGGGAGAACCCUCCACAAGCACCCAGGGAGAACCUUCUGGAAGAGGCCGUGGAGAAGAUCCUGGGUGUUCUGUACGACAGCAUGACUGAGUGCAUCUACCCACAUCCCAUAACCUCAUUCGCCGUGGAAACCAGACCCCAGGAGGUGUUUGAGGUCGACAUCCUGGGGAAGGGUCGUGUUGCCUUGGAGACGGUGAACGAGGAGCUUGGUCUGGCGUUUGACUCCUGGGACUUGGACUACUACACCUCUCUGUUCCACAGCCUCAGCAGGAACCCCACCAGUGUGGAGUGUUUCGACCUGGCUCAGUCCAACAGUGAACACAGCCGUCAUUGGUUCUUCCGAGGGCGCAUGGUGAUUGACGGGCAGGAGCAGGAGGGAACCCUGUUCAGCUGUAUCAUGGAUACGCAGCUCCAUAGCAACCAGAACAACAUCAUCAAGUUCUGUGACAACAGCAGUGGGAUCACAGGGGUGCAGGUAGAGUGUGUGUAUCCCAGAGAUCCCUCUAAAGCCAGCAGCUAUGAGACUAGGAGCUCCACCAGACAUGUGAUUUUCACCGCAGAGACACACAACUUCCCUACCGGCGUGGCCCCGUUCAGUGGAGCGACCACGGGAACGGGGGGGAGGAUCCGGGACGUGCAGAGCGCCGGCAGGGGGGGGCACGUCAUCGCUGGAACAGCCGGAUACUGCUAUGGCAACCUGCAUAUACCUGGCUACAGUCUUCCCUGGGAGGGGGAGGAGGAGUACCCCUCCAGCUUCGCCCCCCCCCUGCAGGUGGCCAUCGAGGCCAGCAACGGGGCCUCCGACUACGGGAACAAGUUUGGAGAGCCGGUCCUAGCAGGCUUUGCACGGUCGUUUGGCAUGCGGUUGGCCAAUGGGGAGCGGCGAGAGUGGAUUAAACCAAUCAUGUUCAGCGGCGGGUUGGGCGCCAUCGAAGACGCUCAUGUGAAGAAGGAGGAGCCUGAGAAGGGUAUGGAGGUGGUGAAGCUGGGCGGUCCUGUUUACCGUAUCGGAGUUGGAGGAGGGGCAGCGUCUUCCAUACAGGUGCAGGGAGAUAACUCCAGCUCCAGGGACCUGGGUGCGGUCCAGCGGGGCGAUGCAGAGAUGGAACAGAAGAUGAACAGAGCUGUGAGGGCGUGUCUGGAGAGGGGGGGCGGGAACCCCAUCUGCAGCAUCCACGACCAGGGCGCCGGGGGCAACGGUAACGUUCUGAAGGAGCUGAGUGAUCCAGCGGGAGCGAUCAUCUACUCCAGCAGGUUCAAGAGAGGAGACCCCACCCUGAGUGUGUUGGAGCUGUGGGGGGCUGAGUAUCAGGAGAGCAACGCUCUGCUGCUGCGUCCGGCCGACCGCUCCUUCCUGGAGAGAGCCUGCCUCAGGGAGAAGUGUCCUGUGGACUUUGUAGGACACAUCACUGGAGACGGCAAGAUGGUGCUGGUGGACGAUGUGGGUGGUGGUGUGGAGCAGGCCAGCGGGAGGCGCUGUCCCGUAGACCUGCAGCUGGACUGGGUCCUGGGGAAGAUGCCCCAGAAGCAGUUUGAUGAUGAGCGCGUUGGCGCCGCCCUGCAGGCCCUGCAGCUGCCUGCAGGCCUGACAGUCAGACAGGCCCUGGAGAGGGUGCUCCGUCUGCCCGCUGUCGCCUCCAAGCGCUACCUCACCAACAAGGUUGAUCGCUCGGUGACGGGCCUGGUUGCCCAGCAACAGUGCGUGGGUCCUCUCCACACCCCAUUGGCUGACGUGGCCGUCGUGGCUCUGUCUCCAUUCAGCCUGCAGGGGGCGGCGACCGCUAUCGGCGAGCAGCCAAUCAAGGGCCUGGUCUCUCCAGGGGCGGGAGCUCGCAUGGCGGUGGGGGAGGCGCUGACUAAUCUGGUGUUCGCUAGAGUCACACACCUGAAGGAUGUGAAGUGCAGUGGUAACUGGAUGUGGGCCGCUAAGCUCCCAGGAGAGGGGGCGUGUCUGUGGGAGGCGUGUCAGGCCAUGUGUGAGGUCAUGGGUCAGCUGGGCGUCGCCGUGGACGGCGGGAAGGACUCCCUCAGCAUGGCCGCCAGGGUCGGCAUGGAGACGGUCAAAGCUCCAGGGUCUCUGGUCAUCUCAGCGUACGCUGUGUGUCCUGACAUCACAGCCACCGUGACCCCCGACCUGGAAGACCCUGACGGCCAAGGCGUGCUGCUGUGGGUCCCGGUCACCCCAGGUCAGCAGCGUCUGGGUGGGUCUGCUCUGGCUCAGUGUUACGGACAGCUGGGAGACACGACCCCUGACCUCGACCAGCCCCUGCUGCUGCAAGCCUGCUUCAACACCACCCAGACCCUCCUGCAGGACCGCCUGCUGAGUGCAGGACAUGACAUCAGUGAUGGCGGCCUUAUUUCCUGUCUGCUGGAGAUGGCGUUUGCAGGAAAUCGUGGGAUAGAGGUGGACCUGGUGUCUGGAGGAGCAGGAGUGCUGGAGCUGCUGUUCAGCGAGGAGCUGGGUCUGGUCCUGGAGGUGCGCCGGGAACAGGAGCACCAGGUGAAGCAGAGAUACCUCCAGGCUGGGCUCACCUGCCACAGCAUCGGCUGCUGUGUGGGGCUGGGCCCGGAGGCCAAGGUCAGAGUUUGCGUGGACGGACAGGAAGUGCUGUGUGAGGCCCUGCCCAGCCUCAGGGCAUUGUGGGAAAGCACCAGCUUCCAGCUGGAGCGGCUCCAGGCAGAGCCAGCGUGCGUGUCACAGGAAGAGGCGGGGCUAAGACGCAGGACGCAGCCCUACUUCCACCUGACCUUUGACCCCGCCGAGAUCCCUGCUGUCAUCCAGGGACAGCCUCGCGUGGCGGUGGUCAGGGAGGAGGGCAGUAAUGGGGACAGGGAGAUGGCUGUGUCUCUCCACAUGGCUGGCUUUGAGGUGUGGGAUGUUACCAUGCAGGACCUGUGUUCAGGGUUCGGGCUGCAGCUCUUCAAGGUGCUCGUGUUUGUAGGAGGAUUCAGCUACGCUGAUGUGCUGGGCUCAGCUAAAGGCUGGGCUGCUACUGUGAUGUACAACAACAACGCCAGGACGGAGUUUGAGCGCUUCCGUCGCCGUGACGAUACGCUGAGUCUGGGCGUGUGCAACGGAUGCCAGCUCCUAGCCCUGCUGGGCUGGGUGGGAGAGGGGGAGGAGGGGGGAGACCCUGAGGUGGUGCUGGGUCCUAACCAGUCCGGCAGGUUUGAGUCCAGGUUUGUGAGUGUUGGAGUCCAGUCCUCCCCCUGUGUCUGGCUGAGGGGCAUGGAGGGCUCAGCGCUGGGGGUGUGGGUCGCCCAUGGAGAGGGUCAGGUCCAGUUCCGUUCCCGCCGGUCCCAGGACCACCUCCUCUCUGGCUCCCUGGCGCCCCUGCGUUACCUAGACGACCAGGGCCUCCCCACUGAGGAGUACCCCCUGAACCCCAACGGCUCCCCCGAGGGCGUGGCCGCGCUGAGCUCCAAGGAUGGUCGCCACCUGGCCAUGAUGCCCCACCCAGAGCGCUGCACACUGGGCUGGCAGUGGCCCUGGGCCCCCCGGGGCCUGCGGGCCUCCCUCACCCCCUCCCCCUGGAUGCGCAUGUUCAGGAACGCUGCAGCAUGGACCGCAUCCUGAGGCCUGGAUCACCUGGCCCUAAUUCACACACACACACACCUGGCCCUAACUCACACACACACACACACACCUGGCCCUAACUCACACAUACACA
Messenger RNA from Hypomesus transpacificus, 4310 nucleotides. It is a transcript of the gene pfas, whose product is annotated as phosphoribosylformylglycinamidine synthase. Bases 119 to 4216 code for a protein of 1365 amino acids. The transcript has 27 exons. Gene Ontology annotation, molecular function: phosphoribosylformylglycinamidine synthase activity. Lineage: Eukaryota; Metazoa; Chordata; Actinopteri; Osmeriformes; Osmeridae. Gene Ontology annotation, biological process: 'de novo' IMP biosynthetic process. The record is from RefSeq and is a predicted model, not a curated record.